UGACAUCAUAUCGUCAACAACACUCGGGCUCGGGUUGUCAUUGUCAUUGCGAAAUACAAGCAUGAAAAAAAUAAUUUUAAUUUCUAUUAUUUUAUUUAUUAAACUCUAUCAAUAAUAAUAAAAGAGACAAAAAUUUCGAAAUAUCAGAUAUCUGUCUACUAAAAAAAAACAACUAAAGGUCAGACUGUUUUCAGUCUUACGAUUGUAAGAAGUGCCAAAGUGAUUUGAAUUGUGUGAUCUGAGAAUAAAGAUACAGAAUUAUUGCACUAUCUUUAGUAAAAUCCUAAGAAAAUGUUACCAAAAGUAAUAAAAUUUACUUGAGAGUUGUGAGAUAGAGUUUGUUUAAUUGAUAAAUUAAUGACAAUCAAUAAGAAACAAAUAACCUCAGCUGUUAAUGUAUCUUUUGCCAAACUUAAAUUUUAGACACUAAAAAAAUGGAAGAACUUGAAGUUUGGGACGAUUUAUCUAACAUUCCGGCUGACCCUCCAGUCAUGCGCAAACUUUGUGCAGAUUGCAGGAGACCAGCAGUAGUUUGUUGGUGUUCAGCAUUACCACCGGAAAAGUUGAAUCCUCGCAGCACAGUCAUAUUGUUACAACAUCCUGCUGAAGAAAAGAGAUGUCUAAGAACGGCUCCCAUGUUGCAACUAGGUUUAGCACCUGAUAAGUGCCUUAUAUUCAAAGGGAAAAAGUUUCCUCAACCCAGGCAUAAAGACUUGGAGGUGUUACUCACACAGCCAAAUACACUUCUGUUGUAUCCUAGCAAAACUGCCAUAGACAUAAGAGACAUGGAGAAUGAUACUGAUAGUUACAAUUUAGUACUAAUAGAUGGCACUUGGCCUCAAGCUAAGGCCAUAUAUGCAUCCAGCCCAAUACUGCACAACAUUAAACAAGUUAAAUUGUUGACAAGCAAUACUAGCAGUUAUAUUAUAAGGACACAACCAACAGAAGGAUGUCUGAGUACACUUGAAACUGCUGCAGAAGCCUUAUCACAACUGGAAAGGGACCCAAAAUAUACUGAACUCUUAAUACAACCUUUACACACUUUGUGUAAAUAUCAAUUAGAAAAUGGAGCAGUAACACACCAGUCUAAGGAGUUUCUCAUUAAAACUAGAACAUAUCCCAAAUUGAUUGGCAAAAGGUUAUCUAAGUUACUUAGAUCUACACAAGAAGAAUUGCCUGAUCAAACAUAAUUUUUAUAUUUAAGAAUAAAUUAUGUAUGUUACAAAAAUA
Molecule: messenger RNA, 1230 nt
Organism: Spodoptera frugiperda (fall armyworm)
Lineage: Eukaryota; Metazoa; Arthropoda; Insecta; Lepidoptera; Noctuidae
Gene: Dtwd2
Product: tRNA-uridine aminocarboxypropyltransferase 2
Exons: 3
Coding region: 435-1190 (251 amino acids)
Source: RefSeq, a predicted model, not a curated record